This is a messenger RNA of Diospyros lotus (date-plum), 1289 nucleotides long. RefSeq names its product histidine-containing phosphotransfer protein 4-like. Lineage: Eukaryota; Viridiplantae; Streptophyta; Magnoliopsida; Ericales; Ebenaceae. The transcript is spliced from 6 exons. The coding region runs from base 100 to 531 and encodes 143 amino acids. Gene Ontology annotation, biological process: phosphorelay signal transduction system; cytokinin-activated signaling pathway; phosphorylation. Gene Ontology annotation, cellular component: nucleus; cytoplasm. The record is from RefSeq and is a predicted model, not a curated record. Gene Ontology annotation, molecular function: protein histidine kinase binding; histidine phosphotransfer kinase activity.
AUGGCAAUGGAUAGAAGCAUUGCAGCUCUAGAAGAGGAGGAAGACUUCUUGUAACGACAUUCUCUCUCUUUUUCUCUCACAUUUUACCAGUCCCCAAGCAUGGAAGGAAAUCACUUGCAGCGCCAGGUUGCCUACACGAGAAGGUCCCUCUUUGAACAGGGAUAUCUUGAUGAGCAGUUCAUUCAGCUGGAGGAUUUGCAGGAUGAUGCAAACCCUAAUUUUGUAGAGGAAAUUGUCACAUUGUUUUACACUGAUUCAGCUCGACUCCUCCGUACCAUCGAGCAAGCACUGGAACAUAAUCCUUCUGAUUUUGAUAGGCUGGAUGAUUACAUGCACCAGUUUAAGGGCAGCAGCUCAAGCAUUGGAGCUAGGAAAGUGAAAAAUGAAUGCACCAGGUUCAGAGAAUACUGCAGAGCAGGAAAUACUGAAGGAUGCAUGAGGACAUUUCAACAAGUGAAGCAAGAGCAUGCUACUCUUAGGAGGAAGCUUGAAACUUAUUUUCAGCUGGCAAGAGAAGCCCAUCCAGUUUAAGCUGCUUUUACCAAUUACAAGCAUGGGCCAUGGCAGAGCUGAUGAACCUAAAGGAGGAUGACACGAUGAGUGCAUCUGUACUAAAUAAGUUCAAGAAGUUCACAAGUUUUGUGUUUAUUGAAUAACACUUAAGGGUUUGCAAGAUUUCAUGUGUUUCUGCUGGCUCGUGGAUGCUUUGGUUCUUCAUUCUGAUGCUAACUUUUAACACUUUUACUUUUACUGUUGAUGAGAGAAAAUAUUUUCCAGUCUUUUAUCUAGAAAAUUGAACCAUGUGUUUAAAAACAAGAGACUUGGGAUUGGGAACUGUAUUUUCAAAUCUCCAAAUUUAGUUUCGUUUUGAAGAAUACUUCUUUCAAAUUCUUAUUUCUAUAUUUUAAAACAUUUUCUAAUUUCUUAUUUUACGUAAAAUAUAAUAUUUUAAAAGACUAAGCUGACUAACUAAACGUACGUUUACGUGUAGGCACUUCACUCGCUAAGAAUGCCAAAAAUAUUGAGACCAGUUCUACUUCUAUCUACGUACAGAUAUAUUCCACUACACAACUAACGAACCAACGAUGGAGAUCGAUCCUAAUCUAUGGCUAUGAUCAAAUUGGGAAUGCAUGCCAAACCUCUUGUGAGGACCAGACAUUUUUAAAUAAAUGACAUUUUAAGGAAGUAUACAAGAAAAAAGGAAAAGAUGAAUGACUAUGACUCGAGAAUUUUCGGACCAACUUUUCUCUUAAAUAAAAUCACCACACGAUGUUCACGCAGACACAAUA